CUAGGGCUAAUAGAUAAAGUGCUAUAAUUUUUUUCUUUUUCCUGUUAUAUUCCCAGCUAUUCGUGCUGCUGUUGCAUGUUGUUGUUGUUCUUUACUCUGGUCGGUUUUUGCCGUAAACAAUGUUGCUAUUGUUGUUCCUCUUGUAGUUUCUGUCGCUGUUGGUUGUUAUUUUCCCUGCUCUACAUGUUGUUGUUGCAUGUAGUUUGUUUCCCUUGUUGAUCUUAGUAUUCGUCAAGGCACGACAGUACAUGCAGGUGCUAGACAAGAAGUCUUUGACAUAGCGUUGUGUCACAUAACAAAUCAACUGAUUGGUCUUACAGUCUAUUUUCACGUUUUUUAGUGACGCUCCCAAUUUCAAAAGAAAUAUGUUCGAGCUAUAUAUAUUGUUACACUUUACGAUAUAUUACGCUGUGUGCACGUAAGAUCUUGUAACAUCUGUAAGUUUUGGUGCACGGAGCCUCCUUUGAACGGAAACAUCUUUGCCAAAAGAUAUUUCGUAACAAACAUUCGACAGAUCCUUUUGUUUUACUAAGCUUUUAAAAACUCGUAAGAGGCCUAUUCAGGGCGCUUAAGAUGUGACAGAAAUUAAAUUUGCUGACUUGGGUGCCGAUUAAUGGUCUUGGUAAAACUUCAUACAAUUUAGGCUUUUCGUAAUUCUCUCAUAUUAACCGGAUUCUUCCCCCUGUGCCGUGGAUUUUGAUUUGCAUUUGAAAUUACCAAAUGUCUAAAGAUAUAGACGGAUAUAUAUUCACGGUAUUGACUAUGCGUCUACGUAAAUCUUUGAUCCAAAUUGACAGUUUUCUGCCUUGAGUAAAUGGAGGCAUCGGCCAGCUCUUAAGUCAUUGCUCCUUUGUGUCAAUAUGGUUUACUUUAAGAAGAGAGAAAUUAAGAAAAGUAAUCAGAAUAGUUACUGCCCGCCGGCAGGUGUCAAUUAUUACAUAUUGUUCGCUCUCAGAGACGCCAAGACCGGUAAAAUAUAAAAUUUAUGGCACGGCAUUUACGUAUUACAUUCAUCAACGUGUUGUAUACGACCGGCAUCUCGAAAAAAACCGUUAACGGAAAGGCACUUGAACUGCUUUGGGAUAUUUCAUUUCUCGCUUUUUAAUUACCGUCGUCACGCAUUUAUCGAAAUCGGUCAAGUGGGCAAGAUCUUUGGCAAGAGCAAAUCUUCAUAUUCCACCUCGUGUUUACAGAGGAAAACCUUUGCGGUCAAAGAGGAUAUAAAUUUCAAGACCCAAUUCAUCUACAAAAAAAUCGGCACCGUCAAAUACCGCUCCAUCAACGAUGGAAGAUCCGUCGCUUUUCCCUCCUUUGAAUGACGAAUCGACAUUGCUGGCAAUCCUAGAAGUCAUCUUCGUCUUCCUGCUGAUUAUCUUUGGACUCAUCGGUAACUUUGGCGUGUGCGCCAUGGUGUAUACGCAUCGCCAUCUUCAAACAAUCCCCAACUACCUGAUUGUGAAUCUCAGUAUCUCGGAUCUGCUUCGGAUCUUCUUUACCCUGUCUGUCUCCACAGGCGUCCUGAUAGAACGACGCUGGAUUUCUGGUGAAACGUUUUGUCGUGUAAACGGUUGCUACACGCUGAUUUUUUUGGUGGCGUCGCUCAUGUCGGUGACAACUAUCAGCGUAAACAGGUAUUUUUUAAUCGUGCGACCAAACGAAAGUGCGACAUUUUUCAGCCAGCGGCGGACAAGAGUUAUGCUUUUCACCCUGUGGUUCUUGGCUGUUUCCAUCGCUAUUCCACCAAAUUUAGGGUGGGGUCAUUAUGGGUUUUUCGUCUCGCGCGCGACUUGUUUCAUAGCCGUGGGAAGCAGUUAUUCCUACACGAGUUUUCUCGUGAUAGCCUUUAUUGCAGCCCCGUUUUCCGUCCUAAUCUGGUGCUACAUGAAGAUUUACCUGGCUAUGAAGAAAAGCAAGCAGCGAGUGGUCCAGAUAAGCGUUCGAAGUCUGCCGGUAUCAAUGAGUGCAGAGAAUAACGAGAGAUUAAAGAAAGAGGUGAGGUGAUUUAAUUUGCUUUUUAGUUUCGCCCCUGAUGGAGGAUUGAAAGUAAUUGCACUCCUGAAAGCUCUCGAUUUAAGUAAGAUCGCUAUUGCCGCCAUAAUAGCCAAGUCAAAAAUGUAUUUUGAUUAAUGUUUAUUGCUUUUAAGAAAAUUACUUUAGAUGUUUGAAACUUGUAGAGUUAUUUCGUUUAAGAUCAUAUCUGCAACCCAAAAUUCGCACACUUUUCAUUUUUAAGGAAAUCAGCUUUCAUUAUAUACUAACAUGAUUAUUAGCUCAAGGCAAACAUUGUAUAUACGUGUAAUAUUUUGUAAGAAAUUACUUUCGCCACUAAACAUCAUUUCCAGUAUCGCAUUUUUGUUUUGGUUUGUUUUGUUUUGUUUGCCUAAAUUUUGGCACAAAUGAUAGGAUUUUAGGAUUUAAUAAACUUUUUUAUUUAAAGAGGCUUUUAGAAACCUUUUCAAGGGAAUGAGGUCAGUGGGAAAUAAUCGUUGUUGACUUGCCGGUUGAUAAAAGAUACGCUUUUAUCCGCCGAAAUAGACUUUCGAAUGCUCUCUUAAUGGGGAAUUUUUUUUUAUUCUUGAGCUAAUUGUCGGAAAUAUGAAAUCAACAGAGGGACCGGUCAUUCCAUAAAUAAGGAACAUUGCCAAACUACGAUAGAACUAGUUCCGUGUUAUCUAAUCUCUUAUGUACGUAUCGGAAUAUCUACUGACUUGUUCGUGUAAUGUAGGUACAUUCAGCAAAGCGAUAUCCCUUCACCAGUUACUUACUUAAUUAAUAAUCUCCUUGCCAGUCUUAAGAAAAUUGUUCAAGUGUGCCUGAAAAGUAGGGACAACCAAUGACGGCUUUCUCUCAAAUGCUUUUUAAAACGCUUUGAAAGUUCCGUAGAGAAAUGUUCGCAAUUGUGGACAUUCAAGGGAACUAAGUAGGGCUUUUUUGUUCAUUUCCCGAAAAUCUUAGGUCUUAUUGCUUUUUCGAAAAUCAUACGUGACCUUUUCUCGGUACUGGAAUAGGAAAACAAGUGGCUUUAAAUAUCUCGUAUCAGAAACAUUCGAGCUGACAAUUCUCUUAAAAAAAAAAAAUCGACGGGGAUUUAAGUCCUUGCGAACAGACAGUUUACCGAACGUUUCGUUGGGUCUCCUUAAAUGUCUAGGUGUUCGUGUAUUGUCGAAACAUUCAGCCAAACAAUACCCAUUCAGUAGUUAAUUAACAGUCUCCUUGCCAGUCUUGCGAAAAA
Orbicella faveolata is the source of this 3232-nucleotide messenger RNA. Its product is annotated as melanopsin-B-like. The record is from RefSeq and is a predicted model, not a curated record. Gene Ontology annotation, biological process: G protein-coupled receptor signaling pathway. NCBI's taxonomy places the organism in Eukaryota, Metazoa, Cnidaria, Anthozoa, Scleractinia, Merulinidae. Gene Ontology annotation, molecular function: G protein-coupled receptor activity. Gene Ontology annotation, cellular component: membrane.